UUAAGUAUUCUCCUUACUGUUUUCUAGCGCCUUCUCUUUUCUUGUUUCUUGAAAAAAAAAAGGGGGUUCUUCUCUUUACCUUAAUCAAGUCCUUAGAAGAUGGCUGACGGGGAGGACAUUCAACCACUCGUUGUUGACAAUGGAACUGGAAUGGUUAAGGCUGGCUUUGCUGGAGAUGAUGCUCCCAGGGCUGUAUUUCCUAGUAUAGUUGGUCGUCCUAGACACCAAGGGGUAAUGGUUGGGAUGGGGCAAAAAGAUGCCUAUGUUGGUGAUGAAGCUCAGUCUAAAAGAGGUAUUCUGACUUUGAAAUAUCCUAUUGAACACGGUAUUGUCAGCAACUGGGAUGACAUGGAGAAAAUUUGGCAUCACACAUUUUACAAUGAGCUUCGUGUUGCUCCUGAGGAGCAUCCUGUUCUUCUUACUGAGGCACCACUUAAUCCCAAGGCAAACCGAGAGAAAAUGACCCAGAUCAUGUUUGAGACCUUCAAUGUGCCAGCCAUGUAUGUUGCAAUCCAGGCUGUUCUCUCUCUGUAUGCUAGUGGUCGUACUACUGGUAUUGUGCUUGAUUCUGGUGAUGGUGUGAGCCACACUGUCCCCAUCUAUGAGGGAUAUGCACUUCCCCAUGCCAUCUUGCGGUUAGAUCUUGCCGGUCGUGAUCUUACUGAUCAUCUCAUGAAGAUUCUCACUGAGAGAGGUUAUAUGUUUACCACAUCUGCUGAGCGGGAAAUUGUUCGUGAUGUGAAGGAGAAGCUUGCCUAUGUUGCAUUGGAUUUUGAACAGGAGCUUGACACAGCAACGAGUAGUUCAGCAGUUGAGAAGAGCUACGAGCUUCCCGAUGGACAAGUGAUCACUAUUGGUGCUGAGAGGUUCCGAUGCCCUGAGGUUCUCUUCCAGCCAUCGUUGAUCGGAAUGGAAGCAGCAGGAAUUCAUGAAACAACGUACAACUCGAUCAUGAAAUGUGAUGUGGAUAUUAGGAAGGAUUUAUACGGGAAUAUUGUGCUCAGUGGUGGAUCAACUAUGUUCCCUGGCAUAGCAGAUCGUAUGAGCAAGGAAAUCACUGCUCUUGCUCCAAGCAGCAUGAAGAUCAAGGUGGUUGCACCACCCGAGAGGAAGUACAGUGUCUGGAUAGGAGGAUCAAUUCUAGCUUCUCUUAGUACUUUCCAACAAAUGUGGAUUUCAAAGGCCGAGUAUGAUGAAUCUGGUCCUUCAAUUGUUCACAGGAAGUGCUUCUAAGCUUGGUCAAGACAGUUGUGGUUAUAUUCCUCAUGUAAUCAGAGGUUUUCCAAUAGCGUGGAAUGUGGAUUUGCUGGCAGUUUUGAACUCCAUAUAUAUAUAUAUACUAGAAAAUACAUCAGACGUGAAUUUGCAAUGGUUUAUGUUCUGUGUUGGUAACUGAACGAUAGGUUUCGUAGUGCUUUAUAUUAUUCUAAGGUGGAACAUUUAGCUUUCAAGAUGUUAUGAAUGUUAUAUGAUAAUAUAAUGGUAUUGAAGAGUGAGAUAUUGGAUU
Messenger RNA from Lycium ferocissimum, 1507 nucleotides. Its product is annotated as actin-7-like. NCBI's taxonomy places the organism in Eukaryota, Viridiplantae, Streptophyta, Magnoliopsida, Solanales, Solanaceae. Bases 100 to 1233 code for a protein of 377 amino acids. The record is from RefSeq and is a predicted model, not a curated record. The transcript has 6 exons.